Messenger RNA from Orbicella faveolata, 2228 nucleotides. RefSeq lists its product as uncharacterized. Gene Ontology annotation, cellular component: plasma membrane. Gene Ontology annotation, molecular function: Wnt receptor activity; Wnt-protein binding. Lineage: Eukaryota; Metazoa; Cnidaria; Anthozoa; Scleractinia; Merulinidae. Gene Ontology annotation, biological process: non-canonical Wnt signaling pathway; canonical Wnt signaling pathway. The record is from RefSeq and is a predicted model, not a curated record.
AGAUAGUGACAUGCGACUGACUUGAUUACACGACUGGUUUGUAAACGGACGAAAACGUUUUUGUGAUUCCAUUGCGCGCCAGACACACUCAAGUACAUCAUGUACCUGAUAGUUUUAUCAUCUGCGAUUCUGCUGUGUAAUUUUGACGCUGCCUUCAGCUCAGCUCAACCGCGGCAUCCGCGAGCUAGUGACCAAUGUCAUAGUCUUGUCGACGGGCCGUUUCGUUUCUGCUCGACAAAAGGUGGAUACAAUACUACAUUUCAGUACCCGGAUUUCUUGACUGAUUCAAUGCUUGAACAAGCAGCUAAGACUUUUAGUGAAGCGUUCACCUCCUUGAAGAACUGUUCACAGAAUGGACUAGUUGAAACACUGUUUUGCCAUUACCUCAUUCCUCAGUGUUCCGGGGGUAAACGAAUCUAUCCUUGCAAACGAGUUUGCGGCGAAUUUUUGAAGCAAUGCGAAGACGAGCUCCCUGAAACGUUCAUAGACUACAUUAUCGCAACUUGUCACGUACUUCCAGAUGAAUUAGGUAGUAGCGGUAAAUGCUUUGAGCCCCCUAACUUCUCCACCAAUGACAGCAUCAAAGGUCCGUUGGACCGAGACUGUCAAAAACUGAUUAUUCCUGCGUGUAAGAACCUUCCAGUAUCACAACAAACCCUUAUAUCAGUUGAUAACCAGAAACAUUGGUAUCUUCACGCCUACAAUAAGCAUUACAGUGAGGGGAAUGCAGAGACAGACUUCCCUCCAGAUUUUCUAAAACUGUUAAAGAAGUACCCUAAGUGCCAAGAGCAGCUCAAGAAGAUGUUCUGUGGGGAGAAUUUUCCACCGUGUUUUCCCGGCGAGGGUCAAGGACUUUACUCCAUUUGUAGGUCGGUUUGCGAUGACAUUGUAAGGGACUGUCCGGAGUUUUUCAGGAAUGAUUUUAUAGAAGCUGAAUACUGUGCGUUACUUGGAAAGGGAAACACUAGUCAUGGAUAUUGCAAGCGCACUGAGUGGCCUCCACCCUUCAGUUGGGCUCGUUAUAUACCGCGAGAUUCAGACAAUGUAGGGCCCACUCGUAAAGUCCCGUCCAAAGCCACUAAAGGUGUUAAAGUGUGGGCCAUUGUGGUGUCAGUGGUGGUGGCUCUUAUCAUUGUCGGGCUCAUAGUGCUGGCCGCCAUCUGGAUGAAGUGGCGAUGGAAUCGUGUCCCAAGGUUUGGUUAUAAAAAACAAGAAGACGACAUGGCGCCUUUGGAAGCAGCAGCCGAACUUUGAAGACCCAACACUCCAUGCGUAAAGAUUGUCAAGACGAAACGCGAAAAUCCUUCUGUGGGGGACACUAAAUGUUUGAUAGAAGUGAAGAUAACACCCCCCCUUUUUAGUUGGACAUAUAUACAUCGACCCCUCCCUACAUUGGGCUCGAUUAGUCAGUGGUCCACUUAAGUAUCUGGUGAUCUGGUUCCCAGUGCCUUAUGGUACUUUUCUGAGAUCUACUAUUAGUUUUGUAGCACGUUGUACUUCCUCUAUUUCUCACGUUUUCGUGACCUUGUAGCUCGUGGUAACAUUUAGCUUUUUCGUGUCCUGCAGGAUGCGUGACAGCAUCAAGCCAAUCAAGCAUCAAUAUCGUACCCAGGGCCCGCGUUACCCAUGUCUAGCGGAACGGAAAACGAAUUCCCGUUCCGCUGGGCAAGGGUAACGCGGGCUGUGAGAACGAGAUCGAUCAAGCACCUAAAUAGAUUUCAAAAAAUUUUCAUUGGAAGAUGGUCAUGUCAAGGAGAAUCGUUCUCUUAGAUUACCCUCUCUUGUAAAAUAUCGUUAGAACUCCAAUUACGCGGAACUCUUGCUAUAGCCGUCAUUAGUAAAUGAAUUGUUUAGUAGAACUGGCCAUAGGGACAUUGAAUAUGUAGUUCAGCUUAAUCCUAAUCCUAUCUUUUUUAUUUGGUGUAUUUAGGAUUGUUUCCAACAAAUUAUAUUCUUACAGCAAAGGCCAAUCUCAUGUUAUAUUGAUUCGCUCUGGGCAAUAUAAUCACAAACUGGAGAAAGCUAUUCUCAGUGGGGAGUUUUCUGAUUAAAAAAACCUUUUAACUAGCUUCGUUUAUAGGUAAGAAGAAAAGAAAAACCAAAGUAGAGUUUUAAAAUAAUUCAUUCUUUUAGGUGUCACUAAAAAGGAAAAAAACUGAGCUAAUAUGAAAAAAAUUACGAUAAUAUCGAGACAUUUUAAUAGCUGUAAAAUAUCAGAUCUUCUUCGG